CCUGACUCGGGUUGACGUAUAUAAGAACUUCCAUCAUCAUGAACUUCCUCCAUUCACCAACAAUGUCAUCCCCCAUUGCCAUUCCAAGUUCGUCGCCUCACAUCGUCAGCGCCUCCCUCUCUCCGUCGGCGCUUACUAUCCACGACCGUUUCGCCAAUACUCGUCGUCAGGAUUCUGCCGCCAUUAGGCAGCCCAAGGUCCUCCACCCCGUCGACAACGAGGGCCUUCGUCUCCUCAUUCUCGAAAAUAUCUCCCAAGAGGCCGUUGAGCUUUUCCGUGCCCAGGGUUACCAUGUCGACCAUUAUACCAAGGCUAUGUCGGAAGACGAGCUGGUAGAGAAAAUUGGGUCUUACCAUGGUAUUGGCAUUCGCAGCAAAACAAAAAUCACUGCCCGCGUUCUCAAGGCGGCCAAUAAGCUUCUCGUCAUCGGAUGCUUCUGCAUCGGUACUAACCAAGUCGAUUUGGCUUCUGCCGCUCAAGCUGGUAUCCCCGUAUUUAACUCCCCUUUCUCCAACUCGCGCUCUGUCGCCGAACUCGUCAUGGCUGAGCUCGUUAUCCUCUCUCGCCAGCUCUUUGAGCGCGCAUACGAGUUGCGUACCGGCAUUUGGAACAAGCAAUCCAAGAGAUGCUGGGAAGUCCGCGGAAAGACGCUUGGAAUCGUAGGCUAUGGCCACAUUGGCUCCCAGCUCUCCGUGCUUGCUGAAUCUUUCGGUAUUCGUGUACUCUUCCAUGACAUCGUCAACCUCAUGCCCCUCGGCUCGGCACGUCAAGUCGAGUCCCUCGAUGCCUUACUGGCGGAGGCAGACUUCGUCAGCUUACAUGUCCCCGAAUCUCCCGACACCAUCAACAUGAUCUCCAAGCCUCAGUUCGCGAUCAUGAAGAAGGGCGCGUAUUUCAUUAAUAACGCUCGUGGAAAGGUCGUGGACAUACCCGCUCUUGUUGAUGCUCUGAAGAGCGGCCACCUUGCUGGUGCAGCUGUCGAUGUGUUCCCCUCAGAACCAGGAGCAAAUGGUGCGCCGUUUGACGAUCAACUUAACUCUUGGGCUUCGACUCUCCGGUCGCUGCCUAAUGUCGUCCUCUCACCUCAUAUCGGUGGGUCCACCGAGGAGGCACAGCGCAUGAUAGGCCAGGAAGUCUCCCAGGCACUGUGCCGAUACUUUGGAUACGGUACCACGCUUGGAGCAGUCAACUUCCCCGAAGUUGACUUGCGUGCCAUCACCACAGAGCAGGGUGAUCACGUUCGUGUCUGCCACGUCCACAAGAACCAGCCUGGUGUGCUGAAACAAGUUAACGACGCCUUGUCUCCGUACAAUGUGGAGAAGCAAUACUCGGACUCGAAGGGUGACAUCGCAUAUCUUAUGGCAGAUAUCGCUGAUGUCAGUCCCGCAGACAUCAAUAAGCUGCGGGAGCUGAUCAGUGGUACCAGCGCCAACAUCCUUACUCGUUUCCUUGCAUAAACAGCUUUUAAAGCUGUACUGUAUAAAAUACCGAAAUGGACGGUUACAACUGUGACUUGUUGUACAAUCUAGAUAUCUGUAUUCAACAUAUAAUACGGAUGUUCACUCAACUGUACAUCCUAUACACCAUUCAACUGGACUUUGGGAAUUUGCAUGGGAUAUCUAGCACAUAAUCGUGAUUGUAUUACAUUUCGUAGUUAUUCAUUUAUGACGAAUGUUUCCUGGGACAUAGCACAUACAUUUUA
Messenger RNA from Desarmillaria tabescens, 1702 nucleotides. RefSeq lists its product as uncharacterized. The transcript has 2 exons. The record is from RefSeq and is a predicted model, not a curated record. Lineage: Eukaryota; Fungi; Basidiomycota; Agaricomycetes; Agaricales; Physalacriaceae. Gene Ontology annotation, molecular function: NAD binding; oxidoreductase activity, acting on the CH-OH group of donors, NAD or NADP as acceptor. Bases 39 to 1457 code for a protein of 472 amino acids.